Etheostoma cragini (Arkansas darter) is the source of this 11669-nucleotide messenger RNA. It is a transcript of the gene znf462, whose product is annotated as zinc finger protein 462. Gene Ontology annotation, biological process: regulation of gene expression. The coding region runs from base 633 to 8246 and encodes 2537 amino acids. NCBI's taxonomy places the organism in Eukaryota, Metazoa, Chordata, Actinopteri, Perciformes, Percidae. The transcript has 14 exons. The record is from RefSeq and is a predicted model, not a curated record. Gene Ontology annotation, cellular component: nucleus.
UCUAGUGGUGGUCUGAGCCGCUGAUAAGGAUUUGCGGGCUAUCUGACUUCAGUCUAGAUGAAGGAUGAGCUUCUCAGACAUAGACGUUGUCCAUCCUGCUGAUGCUCCCUCUUCUCAUCGUAAACUCUUGUGCACCCUCUGGUGCUUGCUAGUCUCCCAAACUUCUUUGUGUAGCCUGCUUUGCAGAUUGUCUUCCUUGUCUGUGUGGUUGCUCAUUAUUCAGAGACAGACGGAUCUCAGGUCAUCUGCAGCUGCAGCAAAGGAGAAGCAGGAAAGAUGGCGAUCAUCCAUUAGACCGACCGGGCGCACGCAUGAAAUACGAGGACAACUUUUGGGAGGAUCGCUUGAGGAGAAGAUUGUACCAACACAGUAAACCAGCCCUGUCAGCCUCGAGCUGCCUGUGGUGGAAAAAAAUCCUGAAUUCUUUGGAGACGCCCGUUCCUUGGGCAGUGUGGUGCCACCGGACAAGGCCUUCAUUGAGCAGGAACAGGAGUGGUCUUGUAGAAGGGAUCCUCACUGGCUCUGCCUACGAAGCAACAGAGCUGUCCAAGGACGAUUAAAUAUUUAAGAGCAUGGAAAGGAGGUCUCAGUGGUUUCCCUGAUUUUCCAGGGAGUGCUCGCUCUUUUCAGUAAUGGAGGUGUUGCAGUGUGAUGGCUGUGACUUUCGUGCCGAGUCAUAUGAUGACUUGAAGACCCACAUUCAGGAAGUGCACACCGUUUUCUUGCAGCCUGCAGAUGCAGAUGAGUCUGACUCUCUGAAAGAUGAGGAUGAAGAUGAGGAGGAAGAGGAGGAAUUUGAGGACAAGGAUGACAAGGAUUAUACGCCUCCUAAAGCUGGAAUGAGCCCCAUCUCUACAGACGAUUCCAACCAAACACAACAAAAGCAGACAGCUGAAACCCACCUGCCGUUUUAUCAGUGCAAGUUCUGUGUUCGUUACUUCAGAUCAAAGUCAUUCUUAAAAAAUCACACCAAAAAAGUGCAUAAUGUUGUAGAGGACGAUUCGGAUGCAAAUAUCUCCUCCCAGACAGCUAAGCAGUCCAGCUACACCGUUGUAAUGCACAAUGACCAUUCAAAGGUGUAUUCUUGUCAGUAUUGCACAUACCAGUCUCCACGCAAAGCAAGGAUAAUGAAACACCAACUAAUGUAUCAUAGCAAGGUUCCAUCUGAGAGCCCUGGAGAUCCUUCAGAAUACGCAGAAACCGGAGAGGAAUCGGACUCAGCCAGUGUACUCAUGAAGGGAACAUUUGCCUGCGAAUGGUGUGACUAUCAGACUGACCAGAAGGGCAGCUGGACUAAUCAUGUGGUGAAGGAACACAGUGACAAGGUCAAGAUAGUUUCCUCCAUUGCAGAGCUGGAAGGGGAGUCAAGUGUAAGCUCACCCAAACAGGAUUCACCCUCCGCUUCCCGAAGCCCGACUAGAUUAAAGAUGAAUAUAACUGACGUUUGUGAAAAGGAAGAGCCGGUAGGAAAAACAGCAGAAAACAUGUCAGAUAAGACAGUCCCAGAUAUCUCUACCUUUCAAUAUGCACAUAUUCGUGCAGUAACACCCAACAGCACAGGUUCCUCCAUUUUGUCCAAGAGGUUUGCUUCAGCUGACAUUUCCAACAGCGUCAUAGGGAUGGAUGCCAACUUAUUUAAUGAGGAGGACUCGCGUAGCAGCUUAGAGGACAAUGAUGAGGAAGAGUUGGGCGACAUAGAUGAUCCUAGCUAUACUGGGACCCUGUCAGCAGAUGCAAAGCAGCUUUUAACUGACGAGGACAAUAAAUUACUGGAGACUAAAGGAAUACCAUUUAGAAAGUAUAUGAACCGUUUUCAGUGCCCCUUCUGCUCCUUCCUAACCAUGCACAGGCGGAGCAUCUCCCGCCACAUUGAAAACAUUCACCUUUCUGGUAAAACCACAGUGUAUAAAUGUGAUGAAUGCCCAUUUAUUUGCACCAGCCCUCUUAAACUAGGCACACACAAACAGAGCCACGUAUCCUCAGAUUUAGACACCAUGGACUUAACAAGUGAUAGUCCAGAUCCUCACAGUGACAGUGCUACAGAGCCAGUUAACGGGGGUAAUGUAAGCUCCAAAGUCAAUGGAAAAAAGAUAACCAGCACACCGAACGACCAGCAGAACCGUCAUCGCUGCACGCUCUGCAGCUUCUCUACCACCACUCUGAAAGGUCUGAGGGUUCACCAGCAGCACAAGCAUUCCUACUGUGAUGACCUAGAUCCCACUGUCUUUGAAAGCCAGCUGACUGACCAGCCCGACUCUGAAAUAGAUGCCUCUCCAAUCUUUCUACAAAAAACCCAGACCUCCAUUUUAGGACUUGCCACCAAAAAGCCCUUAGUAACAGGCAAAAGAGCCAGGAAGUCCAUUAAUGACUUGCCUUUGGAUUUGUCCUCGGUUAAGAAGAGAACUAGAAUUGAUGAAAUUGCCAGUAACCUUCAAAGUAAGAUAAGCCAAAGCCAACAGGACAUGAUCAUAAACCUAGAUGACAUGGAUGAUGAAGAUGCAGGUUCUGAUAAAGAGGGUAGAAACCAUGACAAUAAAAACCCUGUCUUCAAUAAUAACACACAACAGCUUUAUGCAAAGGAAUUAAUGAUCUCUCACGAGGGAGGCAGAAUAGGGAAAAGAAAAAGCAACCCUAAGUCAAAACCUAGAAACCUUCCUAUAUCACUGACUCUCUCAGAUGAUAGUGAAAACAUCUCUGCUGAACCCAGCGACAGUGCUAUUCAAGAGAACGCUGAUUAUUCAGAGGAAGCGGGAACUACACGUUUCUACUGUAAACACUGUGAUUACCACAACAAAUCAGCUCGCAGCGUCAGCACCCAUUACCAGAGGAUGCAUCCUUACAUCAAGUUCAGCUUUAAGUACAUCCUGGACCCCGAAGACCAGAGCGCGGUCUUCCGCUGCUUAGAGUGCUACAUCGAAUACACAAAUUACAAUGAUCUGCACCAACACUACAUGGAUCACCACCCUGAAGCAAGCAAUGUGCUAAACUUUAACCAACCAAAUCUGGUAUACAUGUGCCGCUUUUGUUCGUACACAAGCCCCAAUGUCAGAAGCCUAAUGCCCCAUUACCAAAGAAUGCACCCUACAGUAAAAAUCAACAACGCUAUGAUCUUCUCCAGCUAUGUAGUGGAGCAGUCCCAUAAAACGGGUGAAUCGCAAACCCUGAGGGAAAUAUUAAAUUCUGGCCCCAAGAAUUUGAACUCAGCCACAUCAACCCCCAGGUCAUCCUCGAGCCCAGUGCUGAAAACGGUCUCUAAGACCCCUGAAGCCAGUGCUGAGACAGACCCUCUCAAAGACUCAGUGGGUGGCAAUGUUGUCGUCUAUGAUUGUGAUGUGUGUUCUUUUGCUAGCCCCAACAUGCACUCUGUUUUGGUCCACUAUCAGAAGAAACACCCAGAGCAAAAGGCGUCUUAUUUCCGUAUACAGAAAACCAUGAAGGUAAUCUCAGUGGAUCAAUCGCAGUCUGUUGCAAACUCUUCAUAUAAUCUCAACAUGGCUACACCUCCAAAACAACCAAGCGCAGCGUUGUAUGGAUCAGAUGAAGAAAUGUACUACUGUAAACAUUGCGUGUACAGCAACAGAUCUGUUGUUGGUGUGUUGGUCCAUUAUCAAAAGAGACACCCAGAAGUAAAAGUGACCGCUAAAUACAUCAAACAUGGCGCUCCCACCCCCGGUUUGAUGAAAUUAAUGGAGGAAUUGCAAAUUGCGGCUCCCAAACAGUUUAUGAAGCAAUUUCAAAAUAACGGUCAUGAUGGAUCUAACAACACAAGCCCUAAACCAGGAAGUGGUGAGAAAGGUGAGGACGAGCUAUUCUUUUGUCAGCAAUGUGAUUAUGGCAACCGCACUGUAAAAGGAGUGCUUAUUCAUUACCAGAAGAAGCAUAGGGAAACCAAGGCCAAUGCUGACCUUGUGCGUCGUCACACUGCAGUUGUCCGUAGUCAGCGCGAGCGUGCACAGAUGGUUCAGUCAAGCAGUGUCUCUUCAGCCUUGAUCCCAGCCCCCCCAGACCCUGAAAACACUACGCCCCUGCGCUCCCUGAAAUGCAGACACUGUUCCUACACAUCCCCCUAUAUCUAUGCCCUAAAGAAACAUCUGAAGAAAGAGCACCCCACUGUGAAAGCCACAGCUAUGACCAUUUUACACUGGGCUUACCAAGAUGGCAUUCUAGAAGCUGGCUACCACUGUGAGUGGUGCAUUUACUCCCACGCUGAACCCCAAGGCCUGCUGCUCCAUUACCAAAGACGCCAUCCAGAGCACAAUGUUGAUUACACAUACAUGGCCAGCAAGCUAUGGGCUGGUCCGGAGACCACUCAACAAGGGAGCAAUAUGGAAACUAAACAUUACAAAUGUAGAGACUGUGCCUUUGAGGCCUGUACAAUAUGGGACAUCACUAGUCACUAUCAGGCAGUCCACCCUUGGGCCAUCAAAGAGGAUGAAUCUGUGCUUUUGGAUAUUAUUAAAGGAAAUGGCUCAGCUGAAAAGAUCCACCAGCAGGUUGUCAAAGAACAUGCGUCUUUUGAUUGCCAGCCUGUUGAAGAUGAUGGACCACUGGUCAUUGUCACUACACCUCAAGAAAGCAAUCCCCCUCCUCCCCACCCACGCCUUUCCAUAUCUAACAAUCCUUAUCAGUGCACUGUAUGUCUGUCAGAGUACAACAGUCUCCAUGGCCUCCUCACUCACUAUGGAAAGAAGCACCCAGGUAUGAAAGUAAAAGCUGCAGAUUUUGCACAGGAGGCAGACAUCAACCCCAGUUCUGUGUAUAAAUGUCGUCACUGUCCCUAUGUAAACUCCCGAAUCCACGGUGUCCUAACUCACUAUCAGAAGAGACACCCAUUAGUGAAAGUCACUGCAGAAGACUUUGCUGAUGAUAUAGAGCAAAUCCCCGACCUAAAUGAAGGAGACGACAAGUGCAAAACUCAAAGGCAAGGCUAUGGCGCAUACAGAUGCAAAAUGUGCCCUUACACGCAUGGGACACUGGAGAAACUCAAAAUCCAUUAUGAGAAAUAUCACAAUCAGUCGGCUUCUGAAAUGUUCUCUUCCUCUGUGACAUAUUUCUCUACUGGUAGAGAAACAGAGCCAGUAGCUGAAUGCAGUGCUGGUAAUAUAUCAAGUGCAGCAAAGGUCCAGGAGGUCAGUGAAUUGGACCUUGCCCACUCAGAGUUACCCAUCAAUAAGACCGAGAAACAUGCUAUAUUCAAGUGUCAGCUUUGCAAAUACUUUUGCUCCACCAGGAAAGGCAUCGCUCGUCACUACCGUAUCAAGCACAACAACGUCCGUGCUCAGCCAGAGGGUAAAAACAAUGUCUUCAAAUGUGCUCUGUGUUCUUACACAAACCCUAUACGCAAAGGUCUGGCAGCACACUACCAGAAGCGGCAUGAUAUUGAUGCCUAUUAUACCCAUUGUCUGGCUGCUUCCAAAACUAUGGCCGAAAAGCCUAACAAAGUAAUUGCACCCCCGCCGUCAGAAGGGGACAAUUCAGAAAUGAGUGAAGAGUUGCGUUUGGCUGUGGAGAGACGAAGGUGUUCUCUUUGCGCAUUCCAGGCCUUCAGCAGGAAGAGCAUUGUCUCACACUACAUUAAACGCCACCCCGGUGUCUUCCCCAAGAAGCAGCAUGCUAGCAAGCUUGGCCGCUACUUUACUGUUAUCUAUGCCAAAGAACCUGAGAAGAUUGCUGUCAGUUCAAUAGCAGAGGAUGACAAGGAGGUGCUGGAGGUUCAGCUAGAAACCGAGCAGGACGGAGAGGUUGAAUGGCUGCCUUACAAGUGUCUAAAAUGCUUCCGCUUGUCCUUCAGCACAGGCGAACUGCUUUCUAUGCACUACAAUGACCACCACAGCAAUGACUUGAAGAGGGACUUUGUGGUAUCGCCCGAUCACAGUGAUGAGGACUCUGAGUUGUACCAGUGUUCUCACUGUGAGCUGAAGUUUCUGGCUCUCCCAAUUCUGGCCACACAUCUAUUGAAUCACAAUGAGGAGUUUCAGAAGAGGGCCAUGAGGCUGGAGAGGAGGAGGCAGCUGCUCAGCAAACAGAAAGCCGCAGAACUUCCCGAGACCAAACCUGAGAAGGAAAACCCUGCAAAUAAAGCUCCCAUAGGAUUCAGGUGUAACUUCUGCAUAGAGAUGCACCCCACCCUCCGAGCCAUCUGCAACCACCUUCGGAAGCACGUCCAGUAUGGAGAGGUCAAAGAGGGACAUGUCAAGCAGGAAGUCAGCGAGGUCCCCCUGACCCUGCCUUCAGACAGCCUGACUAACGGCGUUCUUGAGGGGGAUGAAGCAGCUGAAUCUGAAGCCGAUGGCAUUGAGAGACCCGCGGCUGCGAUGGUCGGUCAAUCCUUGGUUUCCACAGCAUCUGGUGGUGUUGCUGUUGCUGCUGAGCCACUGGAAGCAAAAACUGAUGCUAUUGAAGGAAGGGCAGCAGCCCUCGUGGCUGCAGCGAGGGCCGUGGUGUCAGAGGGCGAACUGAAGCAGCGAUUAGCAGCAGGGGGUCACCCAUGUGCCCAAUGUGACAGAGUCUUUAUGUCCAUGCAAGGACUGAGGUCCCAUGAAAGGAGCCACUCAGCCAUGGCGCUGUUCAGCAGAGAAGACAAAUACAGCUGCCAGUACUGCCAGUUCGUCUCACCGUUCAGACACAAUCUGGACAGACAUGUGCAGUCUCACCACGGACAUCACAAGCCCUUCAAGUGCAAACUCUGCCCCUUUAAAUCUGCCUAUGUGAGUCGCUUGAAGAGCCACCUGCAUAAGGCACACACAGGUGAGCAGUAUACAUACAAGUGCUUGUCGUGCCCCUUCUCCUCUAUGACCAUCAGUCAGCUGAAGGAGCACUCUCUGAGAGACCAUGGUGAGGCCCUGACCCUUCCCAAACUCCGGGCUGCUACCCAGGCUGCUCAUGGCGCCCUAAGGCCCUCACGUCUGGCCAGUAACACAGACCAGACUCCCUUGGCCCCGGAUGAUCUAUCAUACCUAGAGGAGCCAGCGGAUGUUCGUCAGCAGCUUAGUCAUUACCAGCUAGCCUCCCGCAGUCAAAUGUCUUCUGGCUCAACACCAGGUGGCUCAACAGUGGUUGAUAAUCGACCAGACAGCAUCCUCACUUGUGAGUUCUGUGAGUUCAGCUCUGGAUACAUGCAGAGCCUGCGUCGGCACUACAGGGACCGCCACGGUGGCAAGAAGCUCUUCAAGUGCAAAGACUGUUCCUUUUUCACCUGCUACAAGAAUACCUUCACCAUGCAUGUGGAGGCCGGUCACAACAAUAACAACAACAACAACAACGUCAUCGACAACGCACCUGACCACUUCUCUAAAGACCUGCGCUGCCCUCUCUGCCUCUACCACACAAAACACAAGAGCAAUAUGAUUGACCACAUUGUCCUACACAGAGAGGAGCGCGUGGCUCCGUUGGAGGUCAGCCGCUCCAAGCUGUCGCGCCACCUGCAGGGCCUCAUAUUCCGUUGCCACAAAUGCACCUUCACAUGCUCCAGUGACCGGGCCCUGCAGCUGCACCUGCAGAAGCAUGCUGAGAUCAAACCCUACCAGUGCCAGCUCUGUUAUUACGACAGCAGUCAAAGGAGCCAGCUAGAAGAGCAUCUGCGCCUUGAGCACAAGGUUGUUCGGAACUUUGAGCUCAUGGGCCGCGUCAACCUGGACCAGCUGGAGAUGAUAAAGGGACAAGGGAGCAGCGCAGAAGAGGAAGACGAAAGAGAAAUCCUGCAGAUGGUUGAAGAUGGGAAAGAAGUUCCAGAGGAGGAGGAUGAAGAAACUGAAAUGGAGAUUGUGGGGAAGAUAGUGGAGGAACAGAGAGAGAUGGAUGAUGAAGAGAUAGAAGACAACAUCAAAGAGGAAGAGGAGGAGGAAGUUAAAGAGGAAGUCAGAGAGGUGGAGGAGGAGAAGCCUGGUCUACAAGAGGUCUUUGCAUCUCCCACCAGCAGCAGCAGCAGCACUGCACCGAGCAGCGCAGAGAAGCGUCUUCCCUGUGAGUUCUGUGGCCGCUGCUUCACCAACAGCCUUGAGUGGGAACGUCAUGUCCUUCGGCAUGGAAUGAUGGUAAAUAACAGUCAAAUGGACGUCAGCACCACCUCUGCAACAGAGGCCUCGGCUUCAUCUUCCUCUGGCUCCGCCUCAGCCUUGAUGGACACAGGAUUGGUCCUGUCCAGCAACGAGGAAGGGAACCCAGCUGAUCUGUCACUGAGAGGUCCAAGCCAGUAUGUGGAAGACAAAGAAAUGCUCAGCACCAAAAAUGAUCAACAGUUUGGUUGAACUGAUUGCAGCCUCUUGUGCUAGAAACUGAUAACAUUGGGUAGGAUCAACACUGAGUUGGAUCUUUAAAUAGGAAUUCAAAGGAAACAAAAAGAUUGAAACUGAAAAAAAGUGACUUCUUUUGAGUUGGCGCAUUACUAGAUUUUAGGUGUUACAUAUUUAAGUAUUAGAUUGUGCUGCAUAAAACGGCUGAGCUCUUUAAAUGGGCAGUCCCCUAGGACAGAUCUUAAUAUAUUGGUAACCAAUAGUGAACAGAACUCUUUAUUGCUGACAUUUUGGUCAAAUCUACAGUGAAAGAUCCCACCUAGAUCAAAAACUAAGCUAUUUAUAAAGAAUGUUGUCCCAAAUAAUUAACUAAAUUUAGUGUUUUAUUAUUUGAAGCACCUUUUACACUCCCCCAAAACAGGGGUACUUUAAAUUUACAAGAUAAAUAAACAAGAUAUGAAAGCAUUUAAUCCAUGGCCCACUGUAGAGCUACCUUUUCCAUCUUAUCCUUGGUUAAUUGUGUAGAAGUGUUCCUUGAGAAAGAAUCACACCUUAUUUAUUUUAGUAAAACCACAAAUCACGUGUUCUUCAUUUGUAGAAAUACUGACAAUUUCCCCCAAUGUUUGUAGCAAAUUGCUAUAUUUUAGGUCCCUUAAUAUUAUACUACGUAUAAGCCUUCAGCCUGUGGCACCCUUUGCAUUUUGACUGUACUGUCUAGAUAUUUCACUGAUGAAAUCAUAAAAAUAAUGGAAUUAGUUUAAGUCUCCCAUCCCCAUAAGAUAACAUGGUGUUUGUAGUCCAGGUUAAACAAUAUCACAGUUGACUUAUGCACUCAACAGAUCAAUAUAACAACAGAGAUAUGUUUAAUGUGUCACGACUGUAUCCAUUUGACAUAGGUAUCUAUUAAUCUGCUCAUAGCAAAGGUUAGCCUGGAACAUAUAACUACAGGUUUUUAAAACAGUGAUGUGAGAUUUGUCAUUGUGAUCAAUAGACAGAGAUUACACUUGUCUUUUCAGUGCAAAAUUGACAAAUAAUUACUAGAAUCCAGCUCUGCACAUACUGUAUGUGCAUCCACAAAUAACAAUUCAAUGCAAAAUUUGGACAAAGCUGACAACCACGGCUGAGUGUUAAAGCCAUUGUGCUAGUGCCUUAAAAUGCAGUUCCUCUAAUAGCCACUAUAUGGCUUUAAUUGCUUUAAACGCACAAUAUAUAAUUAUUUUGCCACAAGAGGGCGCUUAAUCAAGAGAUGGCGUUUGUAGUGACAUCAUGAAGUAGCUUGGGGGUGGGAUCUGGGCAGUUAUCUUCACCACACAUCAUUGCAGUCAGCUUCUCUCGGUUAGGAUUUCUUCACUGUUCAUUAGGUUUUGACCAGGAGCCAAAUUAUCCAAAUAAGUAUCCUGCUUUUCAAAACAACGGAGCAGAUGAUUAAAACCAGUAAAAACACUGAAUAACGCAGUUUCACAUUGAAAAUCAGUGUUUCUCUAAAGGUGUUUGGCGGACAAAGGAUGUCUCAGAGGGGCUAUGAGCCGACCUGCUGCUAACGUUUGAUCAGCCAGUCUGAUGACUUAAAUCUUUCAUCCAGUUAAGAUAUAUAGUAAAAAAAAAAAAAAAGACCUAAAAAGUAGUUCAAAUGUGGCUUAAAACUUGAUGAAAAUUAUUUUAUGAGAUCUUUUGGCAGACAACCACAACACUUUGCAAAUGUAACCUUGAUUAAAAUUACAGAUUUCUCCGGGUUUGGAAAUUGUUGGAAACAUUUAGGAUAAUGUAAGUACACAACUCAAAAAAAUCUAUAACAUAGGUCUGAAGGUUGGAAAAGUUUAAUAUUAUACCUUAAAUAAAGGUCAGCUGGUUUGAAGUAACCAGGAAACCAAGUGUUUUCCCACAAGAAUUCUCAAAAUCUAAUUCCACUUGUUCUGGGUGUCUUAGUGGCAAUUUUCACAGUCAUUGUUUAAGUAAAAUCAGAUUAGAUGAAAUUAGAUUUCAGUUUGAUUUUAUUGUAAUUGCAGCAAUUGAGUUGCGUACCAGUACAAAGAGAUGUGGUGUAGUGGUAUUUAGCCAUGCCGAUAGCUUUGGUUAGGGGGAUUUCUGUCGGUCCAAUGGAAGAGGAUGGAACUGAAUUAGUUGUACUCACAGCAUUAAAGAAAAAGCAGUAUUCAAUGGAAUUACUAUAUACUAAAUUAAUAGUCUUAGAAAACUGUUAACUGAUAAUGUGUUCUGAGUGUACUACUAAAUUAUCUGCAGUGAAAGUAAUAUAAAUGCUGCAGAGUUUUCUUAGUUUUUUUCUUAUGCUGUUAGCAUCACAAAUGCAAAAGCAAUUUUUGCUUGAUUGACAGAUGUCUCUGCCUUUUACAGUCAGCCCUGGUGAUUACCUCAACUCCAUCCAGGUCCCUCCACAUUGCCCAUAUUCAGAUUGUUAGGUUCCAAAUGACGGACAGGCUGACAUUAAGCAUUAAACUCAAAUCUUGGCUUCAAGACAUGCCUUUAGAAACGUAUGGCGAAUGCCAUAGACAUGUUUUCUACAGUCUGUGGUCCAAUUGUGACGCAACAUACACUGAAAAGACAAGUGUAACCAAGUCGAAAAGCCCUAAAACCAAUCAUUUCCACAUCUAUAGAGUUUAUUUGUCACUUGGACUAUAUGUUGACACUGUUAACACUGACUUUGUAAAGGUGUCAAAUCGCCCCACUAAAACCCCUUUAAAUUAUUUAUUGGCACAACUCUCAUAGCCUGCAUAUGUGUGCUUCUUUUUAGACAAAGAUAUCAUAUUAUUGUUAUUACUGACAAAAGGCAGAGAUUGUAUAUGUUGGAAGUUGCUGCUUGAAUGCCCUAAAGCCUUAUAAGAUAAUGAAUAGCAAUUAUUAAGACACAUUUAUAUUAAAUUCCAAUAAGACCAAUAAGCAACGUUAAACAAUCGGAAAUAAAGUGGCUGAUAACUUCAAUGUCAAUUCGUAAAGGAGCACAAUUAAUGUAUUGUGUUCUUGGUACCAAAACAUUUACCAAGCCCGCUGUGUUGCUGCUGUGAUUGUCUUUCCUGAACAUUAAACAUUGAUGGAAAUAGGAAAUUUGGGUUUGGAACCCAGGCGAACCACAUGUUUGCAGCCAUGUAUAGAAAACAAAAUUACUUGUUAAGUGUUUGAACCGUGAUGUUUCAGAAAGGAUAAUUUAACCCUUUUUUCCUUUAAGUGUUCUCAUUUAAAAAGAAAAAAAAAGAAAAAGAAAUCUAAAGAUGAUAGCUAACCCUUAAAGGCUUUUUGAGUCCCCAAUUCAACAUUAUUACGCUGUUGUACAAUGUCUGGUUACAAUGAAAAAUAUCUCCUUUUUGUACUGUAAUGGGAAUGAGCAGAAGAGCAGUGUGGUUGUACAAUAUUUAAACUCGUGGAGGAAAAUUAUGCAGUUCUCUACUAAUUUGUGGCCAUGGCUUUUAUUGUGAAGUAGAAGAA